ACAAAUUGUCAUACAUUUCCCACUGAUUUGCCACGUGCUUUUAUGCGUUGGCUUAGAAUUUCACAUUGACAUACCUACCUAUUUAAACAGUUGUACAUAUUUUUCCCGUAAACACUAUUGUAAAUAUAUCAAAUAAAAAUGAAUAUUGUACCGUGUAUAACCUGGGUCAAAAAAGGUGUAGCUGCUACGCAUCCCGAAAAGGUUGAGUUAACACCAAAAGAGUUAGAACAAAUUAUAAAGCAAACACAGUCUAAAUUGCAAGAUGCAGAUUCAGAUGAGGAUCAGAAUGAAAAUGUGGAGCGCAGAAAUGAAACACAAUCACAAAUUGAUGAAUAUGACUUUGACAAAUAUGAUGAAGAAUCGGGUGACAUACAUUGCAAUAUUAGUAACAUUGCAACUUUUGGUAAAGAUGGGAAGGAUCCUUUAAUCACAGGGAAUGAUGAUGAUUCUGAGAAGGAAGAUGAUGGCAUAAAAAGUGACGACAAUCUUGUACUGAUAGGGCAUGUUGAAGGAGAUGCCAGCAUCUUAGAAAUAUUUGUUUACAAUGAAGCAGAAGGUUCUUUUUAUUGUCACCAUGAUAUAUUGCUACCAUCUUUUCCAUUGUGUAUAGAAUGGCUUAACUUUGAUCCUGCAGAUUCAAAACCAAGUAAUUUGUGUGCAAUUGGUAAUAUGACACCUAUCAUAGAAGUAUGGGAUUUAGAUUUAAUCGAUUGUUUAGAACCAGCUUACAAACUUGGACGCAAACCAAGUAAAAAGAAAAAUUUUAAACGCAUUGGUCAUAAGGAUGCUGUAUUAGAUUUAGCAUGGAAUCAAAAUUUCACACAUGUAUUAGCUAGUGGAUCAGUUGACCAAACAGUUUUGUUAUGGGAUUUAGAAAAUGGUACACCUGUUAAUAAGAUUGACUCCUUCAAUGAGAAAAUUCAAUCACUAAAGUGGCAUCCAACAGAAACACAUCAGCUAUUGACAGGUUGUGCAGAUAAAAUGGUUAGAUUAUUUGACUGCAGAGAUCAAAGUGUUAUGAAAUCUUGGGAAACAUCAGGGGAAGUAGAAAAAGUAUUAUGGAAUCAGUUUGAUCCAAAUUACUGUUUAGCAGGCAUAGAUAAUGGAUACAUGCAGUACUUCGAUAUUAGACAAGAUGAACCAAUUUGGAAUGUUGAGGCUCAUACAAAAGAAGUUACAGGUUUGACUCUAAGUUCUUCGUGUCCCGGUCUUCUUGUUACUUCAGCAAACGAUGGUGUCAUAAAAGUAUGGGAUGUUAUUAAUCAUGCAGAACCAUGUUCUAUUUGGGAGAAGAAAACUAAUCUUGGUGCUUUGCUAUGUCUUGCAUCAAAUCCCAAUGAUCCUCUUGUUUUUUCUGCCGGUGGUGAUCAUAAGUCGCACAACCUUAGAGUGUUCAAUUUUUCUGAAGUAGCAGAAAUACGUGAGAGAUUUGGAGAUAGAAUAUCGGAAAGUAAUAAUCAGGAAGAAGUGAUGAAUGUAACAGAAAAUAUGGAAUCAAUGUUACUUAAUAAUAUUGGAAAAAAAGAAAAAAGAUAAGUAAAUAUGUAGGAUCAAAUGAAUGAAUUGUAUCAAAGUUGAAUUCUGUGAAGACUGCAAAUUAAGAUACACAUGUUUCUCACAUUUUACUUGUACAUACAUUAUUUGAUACGAAUAAAAUUUCAAAAAGGAAUGUACUUGG
This is a messenger RNA of Dufourea novaeangliae, 1678 nucleotides long. RefSeq names its product periodic tryptophan protein 1 homolog (gene nclb). The record is from RefSeq and is a predicted model, not a curated record. The transcript is spliced from 11 exons. Gene Ontology annotation, cellular component: nucleus. Bases 139 to 1536 code for a protein of 465 amino acids. Gene Ontology annotation, biological process: rRNA processing. NCBI's taxonomy places the organism in Eukaryota, Metazoa, Arthropoda, Insecta, Hymenoptera, Halictidae. Gene Ontology annotation, molecular function: protein binding.